Molecule: messenger RNA, 639 nt
Organism: Symbiodinium natans
Lineage: Eukaryota; Dinophyceae; Suessiales; Symbiodiniaceae
Source: the annotation of a GenBank genome assembly
AUGCUGCCGAUCAGCCGAAAACAGAUCGGCCGGGACUGGAUGGAGUUCUUCACCAUCCUGGUCUGGGCAACAGUGAUUUUGAUCAUGUUCCUGGCGAAGCUCAAGGCAUUCCAGGACGUUCUGAUCGCCAUCAUCUUGGGCACGCUUAUGAUGAUCGCCAAUGCCGACUUCUUCUUCUCGCACUUCCGGAUCUACAAGAUCUACAAGGUCCUGCGGCGGUCCCUGUUGAAGGACGUCAUCGGCGCCUCGGCGCUCGGGCUCCUUUGCUUGUCCCUGCACGGUCUAUGGCCUGAGGCCAAAGGACCCGGUGUAGCGCUGCACCUGGCCUCGCUGGCGGCAUGGGUCGUCUGCGGUAUUCAGACCCAUCCGCUUCUGUCUGCUGGCCUGUGGGCCGGCGGCCGCAAUCAGAUGACGAAGGUCCAGCUCUUCCUGCGCGUUCUUGCGCAGGCUGCAGGAUCCAUCAUCGCAUUCGCCGUGUUUGGUCUCUACUGGUCCUUCCGCUUCCCUGGCGAGGGCCCCUUUAGCCACUUCCUGGGCCUGGAGAGUGCCUGUAGUGCUGCCGUUACAUUUGCGGCCUCCGUGGCCCACAUCCGCGUGCGCGACGCGCAAGCUGCCAAAGACCUUGCCAAGGUGUCCUGA